UCCACUGCCUCUUAAAAGUGAGCUCAUCUGGCGCUGGGUUGCAUUGAAGUCCUCCACUGUGCCUGAAGGAAGAAUGCUUUUGGGCGGUGGGAACGUGGAGAAGAUGUGGUCUGUCCAGCUGUGUCUUGGAGUGCUAACCGUCUUGACCAUGACUCUGUUUGUCCCAUGUACACAUGGAGAACCUUUUUUACUACAAGAGAAUCGAGUGCUUCCAGAGAGAGAAGACACAAAUCACGAGGGCACACUGCUGACUCUGCUCCUUAAUAAGAAAUUUGCAUGGCGGAGGCCAGAAAAUAUUGACUGGGAGCUGGCAAAGAAAUUUGAAGAGCUUGAACAGCUGGAGAAGUUGAAGGAUCAGCUCUCAACUGAGGAUGAGUCAGAGGUGGCCUAUGCCUUGGAAAGUCUUUCAGCAUCCCAGCCCAAAAAACGUGCCUGCUUUUGGAAAUACUGCAUCUGAAGGCCUGUUGGGACUGGAGGAUGAAGAUGAGCCCUUUCCCAAACUGCCUUGCUGGGUAUUAAUGUAUUAAGAGUUUGUUCUGUUCUUUCAUCGUGCUGCUAAUUUGGAUGCCGUCCUCCAUGACCACACCACAGCCAAGUCUAACAGGGACUGUGACAGGAGCUGGUAGCCCACUGCCACUCUCUACUGUUCCUUCCUUCCAGGUUUAACCAUGAUCUUCUACUUGGAAGAUGCUUCCCAACUUUCUGUGCUGUCCUGUGUGUGCCAUUUAGGCUGCUGCCACUGUACACCCUACCCCUUCUCACCAGGUCCCCUGAGGGACCAAACACUAACUCAGCUUCCCUGGGUUUGGGCCUCUGGCCACACCUGCAGAUGUUGCUCAUGGUGGUGUCUGGGUUUCCUGUUGCCUCCCAAGAACAGGCCUGUGAUGACCCAGUGGUGGCUGUUG
This is a messenger RNA of Acanthisitta chloris (rifleman), 905 nucleotides long. It is a transcript of the gene UTS2B, whose product is annotated as urotensin 2B. Lineage: Eukaryota; Metazoa; Chordata; Aves; Passeriformes; Acanthisittidae. Gene Ontology annotation, cellular component: extracellular region. Bases 74 to 457 code for a protein of 127 amino acids. Gene Ontology annotation, biological process: regulation of blood pressure; blood vessel diameter maintenance. The transcript has 5 exons. The record is from RefSeq and is a predicted model, not a curated record. Gene Ontology annotation, molecular function: hormone activity.